AUGAUUUUUUUAAGUAUUUUAAUAUUAAUAGUGGCUAAGGCCCUAAUUUCAAACAACAAUUUAUCACCAGUAUUAUUUCCUAGAAUUACAGCUAUAAUAUUUAUUUAUGCCGGAGUAUUAUCUUUAAAUACUUUUUAUAUUCAGUCAAUUGGAUCAGGUAUAGGAAUAUAUAGCGGUUUAUUCCACAUCACCUCUUUUUCUCAAUUCAUAGAGUUCUUUAUCUAUAUAAUAGGAUCUUUAAUUUUAAUAGCUUGGCCUAUUUUAUCAGAAAAAACAAUAGGUUCUACAGUAUCUUCUACUCCUUCAAUAGAAAACCUUACAAGUAAUAAACUUUUAUUAUUAGAUUUUUAUAAAAGUAAUUAUUUCGCAGAAUAUUCUUUAAUAAUCAUUUUUAGUAGUUUAGGAGCUUCUUUAUUAAUUUCUUCCUCUGAUUUAAUCUCUAUUUAUUUAAGUAUAGAAUUACAAUCUUUUGGAUUAUAUAUUUUAGCUACUUUAUUUAGAGAUUCUGAAUCAGCAACAUCUGCAGGAUUAAAAUAUUUUUUAUUAGGUGGAUUAUCUUCUUGUAUCAUCUUAUUAGGAUGUGGAUUAAUUUAUUCUUAUACAGGGUUAACAAAUUUAGAUUCCAUAUAUAGUUUAAUUUCAGUAUCAGAAUUUAAUAAUAUUAUACAAGGUUUAAGUUUAGGUUUAACUUUAAUAUUUAUAGGAUUUUUAUUUAAAAUAGCUGCUGCACCUUUACAUAAUUGGUCACCAGAUGUUUAUGAUGAUAGUCCCACAAUAGUAACUACUUGGUUAACUAUUAUGCCAAAAAUAUCCAUAUUAUUUUUAUUAUUAGAAAUCUAUACUCAAAUAGGAAGCAAUGUUUAUAAUACAAUAAAUAUAACAAGCCUAUUAUCUCUAUUAAUAGGAACAAUAGUAGGAUUAGCUCAAACAAAAAUAAAAAGAUUAUUAGCAUAUAGUACCAUAUCUCAUAUAGGAUUUAUUUUAUUAGCUUUAUCUAUAAAUACCGAACAAUCUAUAGAUUCUUUAAUAUUCUAUAUAAUUCAAUAUACAAUUACAAAUUUAAAUAUUUUUUUAAUAAUUUUAGGUUUAAGUUAUAUAAUAAAAAAUUCUAAACUUCAUUAUAAUAAUUCUUUCCCUGUAAUACAAUCUGUAAAAGAUAUUAAAUUUAUUUCAGAAUUUAAAGGUCAAUUUUUCUUAAAUCCUUUACUUAGUUUAAGUUUAUCUAUUUGUUUAUUUUCUAUGGCUGGAAUGCCUCCUUUAAUUGGUUUCUUUUCAAAACAAUUUGUUUUAUAUUCAGCAAUGCAAAGUGGAUAUUAUUUUAUCGCUAUUGUAGCUAUAUUAGUUAGUGUAGUUAGUGCUUCUUAUUAUUUAAAAAUUAUUAGAGUUCUUCAUACCUCAGUAGAAAACCCAGAAUUAGAAUUAAAUACAAACUCUAAAAAUUCUGUCUAUUUACCUAAUGAUGUUAAUAUUUCAAAUAUUUCUAAUUCUAAUAAUUUAUCUUUUAAAAAUGUUAAUUUAUUAACUAAUUUCCAUAGUUUCCUAAUAUCUAGUUUAACUUUAUCUAUUUUAUUAUUUAUUUUAAAACCUUCUAUAAUCUUAAAUAUUACUCAAGUUUUAUCUUUAUCUUUAUUUAAUUUUUAA
This is a messenger RNA of Pleurotus ostreatus (oyster mushroom), 1641 nucleotides long. The record is from the annotation of a RefSeq genome assembly. Lineage: Eukaryota; Fungi; Basidiomycota; Agaricomycetes; Agaricales; Pleurotaceae.